AUAUUAAAAAAAAAUAUAUAUAUAUAUCCAAUAUCGAAAAAUUUGUGAUAUUAAUAUUAAUAUCAUAAGAUAAUAGCAAACAUAGGACACGUUGAUGAAAAUUUAAUUACAGCAUCAUUUCGUUUCGAUGUUCAAAACAGAGAUUGUAGUAUAUGUUGUUGCGGUAACCUCAGUAUCCCUAACUUUAUUGUAGUAAACCGGCGACCAAGGUAGAAUACAGAAAGAAGAAUUUUUAUUUAUUAAAUACAAAAGAAUGUCGAAUUUUGUAAAAUUUAUCGAAGAAAACAUACUUUAUGAAAUUUUAGCCGUAUCAUGGCUUUUACUUCUUUGGAAAUAUUAUUUAAAUCUUCGUCAGAGGGAUUUGAUGAUGAGAUUGACUGAUUUACCUAAAUCAGUUGAAGGUUUAAUGACAAAGGAUGUUUAUAAGAAAGCACACAGUUAUUUGCUAGAUCGGUUAAAAUUUAAUGAUUUUGAGAGUAUAUUUUCUGAACUUUGUACUAUGGUGUAUUUGUUAAAUUUAUGCUACUAUCGAUUUUGGCUAUGGAGUAUUGAUAUUGUCAAAUAUUGUGGCUUUGAUGAUCAAAAUGAAAUUCUCUUAAGUGGCGUUUGUAUGUUCAUUAUAAACGUUAUCUAUGAUAUAAUAAUUUUGCCAUUUAAGAUUUAUUCUACGUUUGUUGUGGAACAAAAACAUGGCUUUAAUAAAGAAACACCAUUAUUCUUUGUCAAAGAUCAGCUUCUUCGAUUUGUUGUAUGUGAGACACUUGCGGUACCCUUCCUAUGUGCUGUAACAUGGAUCAUAAAAAAUGGUGGAGGGUACUGUUUCCUUUAUCUUUGGAUAUUUUUAAUAGUUGCUGCUCUUUUCCUUAUGAUUAUUUACCCGGAACUAAUUGCACCACUUUUUGAUAAAUACACACCUCUUCCAAAUGGAGAUUUGAAAAGAAAGAUUGAAGAGUUAGCAGCAUCGAUAAACUAUCCACUUUAUAAAAUAUUUAUUGUUGAAAAUUCAAAAAGAUCAUCACACAGCAAUGCAUAUCUGUAUGGUUUUCACAAACAUAAAAGAAUUGUUCUCUAUGACACUUUAGUCAAGGAGUAUUAUAAACCAGCGGAAGGUGAAACAAACACAAAAGGAUGUACUACAGAUGAAGUAGUAGCAGUAUUGGCACACGAAUUAGGACAUUGGAAAUAUAGUCAUACAUUAAAGGGAUUUAUACUUGGCCAGGUACAGCUGUUGAUGAAUAUUUACCUAUAUGCAAAACUUCUUGAUUAUAAACCUAUAUUUGAAGCUUUUGGGUUUAUGGAUAGUCAACCCACGUUUAUAGGAUUCAUAAUUAUUACUAUCUAUAUUUCAAAUCCCCUAAAUAUAUUAGUCCAAUACAUAACAAAUAUACUUAGACGAAGAUUUGAAUUUGAAGCAGAUAAGUUUGCAAAAAUUUUGGGACAUGGACAAACAUUAAAAAGCUCUUUAAUUAAGCUACAGGAGGACAAUCUUGGUUUUCCUCUUUAUGAUAAAUUGUAUUCUAGUUGGCAUCAUAGUCAUCCUCAAGUCCUUGAAAGAAUUGAAGCUAUUGAUAAAGAAGAUUAACUAUAACACUUUUUAAUACAUCAUGUGCAUCAUGUAUAUUAUUUUAACACUGUGUAUAUCAAUUUAAUGCAUGCAUGGUUAAGAGCCAUGUAAAACAGUUACAUUGGAUAGUAAUUAAACAAUGGUUUUAUAAUUUGCAAUUGAUAUAACUUAUAGUUUAAGGGUACAAUUAAAUAAUAGCCAUACACAC
This is a messenger RNA of Bombus impatiens (common eastern bumble bee), 1772 nucleotides long. RefSeq names its product CAAX prenyl protease 1 homolog. Gene Ontology annotation, molecular function: metalloendopeptidase activity. Bases 254 to 1582 code for a protein of 442 amino acids. The transcript is spliced from 6 exons. Lineage: Eukaryota; Metazoa; Arthropoda; Insecta; Hymenoptera; Apidae. Gene Ontology annotation, cellular component: endoplasmic reticulum membrane. The record is from RefSeq and is a predicted model, not a curated record. Gene Ontology annotation, biological process: CAAX-box protein processing.